AACUGUUGGCUUAGAAGGAGAUGGUGGUGAGGAAAUAGUGCUACUCAGAUGAAAACAUAUAAAAUAGGAAGAGGUUGUUCUCUGAGAUUUCACCGAAUCUUAAUGAUUUUCCACCAGAAUCGGGUCUCCUGCAAGUUGUGGUAACUCAGCGGUUAUCUUCAUAUGAACCAAGGCCGGAUUUCAACUUUGAAACUGCUGAUGCUCACUAUUCAUUCUCAAAGGAUCUGUCUGAGGAAGAGGAUGAAUAUUUCACUCCGUAUAGAGAAUUGGAAGUUGAUAGUAGUCAAGCUGCUUUUAGAAUGUCACUAAACUCUCCAGAUCCAAUAGAAUUGAAUAGCUCUCUAGACUCAAAUUCAGUAGAUGUAACCGAUGAAGUUCAAUCUAAGAUUUCUUUAGAUCAGUUUGGGUCUUUCCUGGGAUCUGAUUUUUUGGAAAAUUUGGAAUCAAACUUGAACCAUAAGGAAAUUGAAGAAUUAGGGAAUGGAAGAAAUCAGACCAAUAAGUUAGGGACUGCUGAUAAAGAUGGAGAUGAUGGGAAAAAAUUGAAAGGGAUCCAGGUAAUGGAAGAGCAGCUAAGUCUGGAGUAUUCCUUGCUUCAAGUGAAGAAAAAGCGAAAGUUGUAGCUCUCCUGCAGGGAGCUAAGUGGGCCAAAGAUGCUGAUUUGGAACACUUUUGGAUGGAAGGUGACUGUGAAUGUGGAGUUUAUCAAAGGCAAGACAACAAUGAUGGAUUGGAGGAACCAAGUAUAGUUAAGGAAGCAAAGUUUUAGUUGAAUGCAACAACUUUUUGGGAUUCAAGUUUGUUCAUAGGUCUGGCAACUCUGUGGCAGACAAGCUGACCGCGGAGGCGAGAAAAUCUUCAAUUUUCAAUAGUUGGA
Papaver somniferum (opium poppy) is the source of this 877-nucleotide messenger RNA. RefSeq lists its product as uncharacterized. Lineage: Eukaryota; Viridiplantae; Streptophyta; Magnoliopsida; Ranunculales; Papaveraceae. Bases 300 to 623 code for a protein of 107 amino acids. The record is from RefSeq and is a predicted model, not a curated record. The transcript is spliced from 2 exons.